Molecule: messenger RNA, 3307 nt
Organism: Notolabrus celidotus (New Zealand spotty)
Lineage: Eukaryota; Metazoa; Chordata; Actinopteri; Labriformes; Labridae
Gene: bap1
Product: BRCA1 associated protein-1 (ubiquitin carboxy-terminal hydrolase)
Exons: 17
Coding region: 209-2452 (747 amino acids)
Biological process (GO): ubiquitin-dependent protein catabolic process; protein deubiquitination
Cellular component (GO): cytoplasm
Molecular function (GO): cysteine-type deubiquitinase activity
Source: RefSeq, a predicted model, not a curated record
AGCCGGUGGGACUGUUUUCUUGGCAACCACCCGUCGCCCUUUGAUGACGUAGUUAGUAGGCGGCUAAAGCUCUCUUUUGUGUUUAUCUUGAGCUCUACACUGUUGUUUCGUGAAUGGAUACGGUAUUCUCGUGAAAGAUUAUUACCUGUCGCUUGGCCAUGGACCGGAAACAAUCUUAAAUAUAACACAGCUGUGCAUAAAUGCAAAAAUGAACAAAGGCUGGCUGGAGCUCGAGAGUGAUCCAGGACUGUUCACUUUGCUGGUGGAAGAUUUUGGUAUCAAAGGUGUCCAAGUAGAGGAAAUCUAUGAUCUUCAAAGCAAGUGUCAAAGUCCUGUCUAUGGCUUCAUCUUCCUGUUCAAGUGGAUUGAGGAGCGUCGGUCCAGAAGGAAAGUUAACACUCUGGUGGAUGAGACAUCCGUCAUUGAUGAGGAAAUUGUGAAUGAUAUGUUCUUUGCACAUCAGCUGAUACCAAAUUCAUGUGCCACACAUGCUUUGUUGAGUGUGCUACUAAACUGCAGCGGGGUGGAGCUCGGCACCACCCUCAGUCGCAUAAAGGCUUUCACAAAAGGCUUCAGUCCAGAGAGCAAAGGUUAUGCAAUAGGAAAUGCCCCAGAGCUUGCCAGAGCACAUAACAGCCAUGCAAGACCGGAGCCCAGACACCUGCCGGAGAAACAGAAUGGGAUCAGCGCUGUGCGAACUAUGGAGGCUUUCCACUUUGUGAGCUAUGUGCCCAUCAAAGACCGCCUGUUCGAGCUUGAUGGACUCAAGGCUUACCCCAUUGACCAUGGCCCCUGGGGAGAGGAGGAGGAGUGGACUGAUAAGGCUCGGCGGGUAAUCAUGGAGAGGAUUGGUCUGGCCACUGCUGGUGAGCCAUAUCACGACAUCCGCUUCAACCUGAUGGCAGUGGUGCCUGACCGCAGGAUGAAGUACGAGUCCAAACUGGAGAUUCUGAAGAGGAAUCGACAGACUGUUCUAGAGGGUCUGCAGAAGAUGAUCCGGCUCACUCAGCCUGAGCUUGUCCAUGACAAGAAGCAGCAGGAAUCUUCCUCUCCUGAUGACAGCACUGCUGCGAUUAAGAAAGAGGCAGAUGUGGAGCCGGUUACAUCCCAGGGGACUGAGCAGGCUUCUUCAGUGGAUGACUCAGGUGGUCAGACUAAGGAUGCCACCAUUACUGCAGGAAACACUAAAGUCAUGGGGAAACCAGCGGUGCCCGCAAGAGGAAGUGCUCAGCAGGUUACUAGUCCAAACCCAAUCGUUCAGCGCCUGCCUGCUUUCCUGGACAACCACAACUACGCCAAGUCCCCAAUGCAGGAGGAAGAGGAUUUGGCUGCAGGAGUUGGUCGCUCGAGGGUACCUCUAAAAACCCCAUACUCUGAUGAUGAAGAUGACUAUGAGGAUGAGGAGGAGGUAACUGCUUCUGCAGGCACAUCAAAUAGGGUUAGAAGAAAGGCGAGUCUGCGGUCCCAAACAGGGCGCGCAGUGACUGGAAUGGAGAGCCAGAUCGCCCUCACUGUACUGGCUGAGAAACUGAAGAAAGAGGUCCAGAGAAAAGAUGCCUUAAACACCCCCCUGUCUGUGCGCACAGAAGGGCGCACUGGGGGCAUAUGCAUCACAUCUGCUUCCCAGCCUUCCCCAACACCCAGCAAUGAGAGCACCGACACCGCCUCUGAGAUUGGCAGCGCCUUCAACUCCCCGCUGCGCUCACCGGCACGCUCUCAGGCUGCCACGCGCCCAUCCAGCCCCGUUGCAUCCCAUCUGUCCCGUGUGCUGUUUGGAGAAGACGAGAUGCUGCGGCUGGACUCCAGACAUAACCGCGCUGUGAGAGAGCUGGGCCCCACUGUCAGCCUUGCCUUGUUACACCUGCAGGAAGACGGCGUCAUCUUUGCUCUGCCUCCAUCUGUAGAUUUGGCUGCUGAUGGCACAAAGCAGAUGUCUAUGCCUGAAAAGAUAAAAGACAAAGAACAAUCCGGCACUGUUGCAGGCGCAGCAGAAGAGAAGGAGGGAGUGAAAGAAGGAGAGGAGGGACCAUCUGUGGAAGUGAAAGAAGAGGAGAGCAAAGAUGGAAUCGAGGUGAAACCCAGCAAGGAGAAGCUGAACACUGGGGAGGCUGCUGCAGACAGUAAGCCUGCUGGGGAUAAAUACUCGCCCAAAGAGCUGCUUGCACUGCUCAAGUGUGUUGAGGCUGACAUUGCCAAUUACGAGGUGUACCUGAAAGAGGAAGUAGAAAAGAGGAAGAAAUACAAAAUUGAUGAUCAGAGACGGACUCAUAAUUAUGACGAGUUCAUCUGCACCUUUAUUUCCAUGCUGGCCCAGGAAGGCAUGUUGGCCAGCCUUGUGGAACAGAACAUCUCUGUGCGUCGUCGUCAGGGAGUGAGUAUCGGCCGCCUGCACAAACAAAGGAAGCCCGAUCGCAGGAAACGCUCCCGACCUUACAAAGCAAAGCGCCAAUGAAUACAAACAAUCAAAGUUUCUGUGAGUAACUUCCUCCAGUGAGCAGCGAGCAAUCACCACAGGGAGAAAAAAAAACUGAUGCACUCCUCAAACUGUCUCAUGAAAGCACUUUGGUGUAUUUUAGCCAGAGGCUCGUCUUCUUUAUGAAAUCAACCAUAUGAUUGGUUAGUUAGUUCUUUUAUCAUUCAUGUAUAUAUGUCCUACCAUUUUUGUCUACAUGUACAUUUCCUCUUUUCUCAUGCCACUGCUAUCGGCAGGUUGUAAAUAUGAAAAAGGCAUGUUCCCAUAAUGUACCUGAAGGCUUUCUUCACCUCAUAAAGUCUUCACUUGUACUGAACAAUCUUCUCUACAGCCUUGCAGUCAGUACAGUUGAUAUGUUACAAAAUAUUCAAUUGAAAUCAGUAAGUCUUACUCAUGUUUUUAUGGUGCCAAUGAAGAAUCGAAUGUUUGAACAGUGAAAAGCCACGUGUUUAAUUCCUCCAUAGCUUCUCCGUUCUACUAUUACAGUGUUAGAAAUUCACUUCAUCACACAAAAAGUAUCUUUUAAUCACUCUCUUCAUGAACGUUUUUAAACUUCAGAGAAAGUCACGAUGCAGCUAAGUUUUCUCUUUCUGCUGGAAUAUGUUUUCAGCCAAGGCGCUCUAGCUGUGUAUGUUUGUGUGUUCUUUAAGGUUCUGCUAAUGAAAAACAAGCCCCUGUGUUAUUUUUCUACCUGAAAAUGGCUCUCAUUGUGAGUGAAUAUUGAGUCGGAUGUGUGCACUUGUGUGUUUUUGUACAUAUGUAUCCAUUAAAUGGCUUUCCUGUACAUUGAGCUCAGUUUUUUUUUUGCUUGCCAAUAAAGUCAAUGAAAAAGUU